CACCCGCGAAAACCUCAGAAAACGUAUGUAUGUAUGUAUGUAUGUAUGUAUGUAUGUAUGUAUGUAUAUGUAUAUAUGUGUGUAUAUGUAUAUAUGUAUGUAUGUAUGUAUGUAUAAUGUGUAUAUAUGCCAGUUUCUUAAUAUUAGCAAUCACGGUUGGAUAUUCAGAAGGGCUUACUGUGGGACAAUUAAUGAUCACAGACACAAUAAUGUAUUAAACGAGUAACGUUGAUGAAGACGGUCUGGGACAAACUCAGGAAAAUAAAUGCCAACUACAGGCAGGGCAUGACUUAAAAGGUGGCAUGGCAAAGCCUGGCCAAGAGGCACGUGAGGGAAGAGCUGACCUGGAUCUUGCAGGCAGCCCAGGCGGUUCCCGAAGGGAUCCUGAAAAAAACGCCGUGGGCCUCUCUGGAGCUGCCCUCUGCCCUAAGACGGGAACAGUGGAGAAAUGGUUUGGAAAGGCCCGUCAGCAGAGCAGACCUAUCGCAGAAGCCAAUCGGUAGUUCUUGGGUGCCUUCCAUAGGCCCCUGCGGCGGCAUUCCCAGCAGCGGUGGAGAAACUGGGCAGAGGAAGAAGCAGCAGCUUGUUUGAACCCUCCACUGCAGGGCAAGCCACCGAAAGCUGUGCCACUUCUAACAGGACACUCUUGGGGGGAUAGGAAGGCAUCCUUUCUGCCCAUCUCAAAUGAGGGUAGACUGCCUCUAGGCCUUGAGGCUCAGCUUCUGUCCAACAGCUGCCACCACCCUCGUGGAAGGAGCUGGCCAGUCCCUCCUCCACCGUGGAUAUUUGAAAUAAACCCACUGGAUGAGCUCACGCCCAUGUGCCCGUCUCUCCUUGAAGCAAGCAAGCGUUGAGCUGCAGCUUCCCCCUGGGAAAACCGCUGGGAAAAGUUUAGCCCCGCUGCCUCGAGAGAAGGAAGUCGGCAUUAGGACCCAGGAGGGAGGCUGCUGCAGUGGAGGCCUGGCUCCUUCAGCCCUUUGGAAAGUAAGACCCAGGCGAGGAGGUAGAGCAAGUCAGCCGGAGAGGGAGAAAGACCACCAAGCUGCUCGGCUCCAAUUCAGCUACCCCCAGACCAGCAUGAGGACUCUUCUGGCCCUCCUCCUCCUAUGCCUGCCAGCAGCGCUUCUGGCUCAGGGGCAGUAUGACCUCGAUGACCCCGCCUACCCCGAGCCCCCGUACGCCCCUUAUGAAAUCGAGAGCCAGGAUUACUACGAUUAUGCCGGGAACGAUCUCUCCCCCCAAACUCCGGAGGAGCACUUCCAGUCCCAGCAGCAGAACCAGCAGGAGGUCAUCCCUGCCCCGACCCCAGAUGUUUCUGAGACGGAGCCCACCGAACCGGGGCCCCUUGACUGCCAGGAGGAGCAGUACCCCUGCACCAGGCUGUAUUCCAUUUACAAGCCUUGCAAGCAGUGUCUGAAUGAGAUCUGCUUCUACAGUCUCCGCAGGGUUUACGUGAUCAAUAAGGAGAUCUGCGUCCGUACGGUCUGUGCUCACGAAGAACUCCUAAGAGCCGACCUCUGCCGUGACAGAUUCUCCAAGUGUGGCAUCAUGGCGACCAGCGGCCUUUGCCAGACUAUGGCCACCUCUUGUGCUCGGAGUUGUGGCGGCUGCUGAGCGGGAAGGAGCCGUGGCAGCGGGGGAGGCGCUCCUGGACCACGCAUGACGCCACCGAUUCGCGCCCUGAGGAACAGCAGCCCUCCUUGGCCCUCUCUCCCGCCGCAGCAGGGGCACACCUGCAGGGCUGCUCAUUCCUGGCGUGACUCGGCAGGGACCCACUGCCGUCCCUCCAGCAUGCCGACCGUCACCCAGCGAACCGGGUCUUGUAAUUGCAACCUGUUAUUUUUUUGUACGAACCGUUCUCUCCCUUAUUUUUUUUUUUCUACAAAACGAUUAAAAAAAAGAUAAACAGACCAAACGUGUCACAAUUUGAUUUGUAAGUCAAAGUUUUUUUUUUUUGUUUUUUUGGGGUGAUGGCGCGACAGGAGCCCUCCUCCCUGCAUUCUCACCACCCUUCUGAAAAAGAAAGGGGGCAGAGGGUGGGAAACACUCAAGUCUUAUUACAAAAAUAUCCCCCUUCUACGUUACGAGGCCCAGGGGCAAAGCCUGCAAAACGGACAGUUCCUCUGAUAUAAAAAAAUGACUUCCUACUUUCCUUGAUUGGGGGGCUACAUAAAGAGCCAAAACAGAGAGAAAUACGCACCUGAUUAGGAUCUACCGUUAGAUUUAAAAAAAAA
This is a messenger RNA of Crotalus tigris (Tiger rattlesnake), 2234 nucleotides long. RefSeq names its product microfibril associated protein 2 (gene MFAP2). The record is from RefSeq and is a predicted model, not a curated record. Gene Ontology annotation, biological process: embryonic eye morphogenesis. Gene Ontology annotation, cellular component: microfibril. NCBI's taxonomy places the organism in Eukaryota, Metazoa, Chordata, Lepidosauria, Squamata, Viperidae. The coding region runs from base 805 to 1614 and encodes 269 amino acids. The transcript has 9 exons.